AUGGGCGGCUUUAAUCCGGAAAGAGACAUUCCACCGCUGAGCGGAAAGGUCUGCCUCGUCACUGGAGCAAACUCUGGGUUGGGUGAGGCAGCUAUAACAACAUUCGCCCAGCACGGUCCCAAGAAGAUCUAUCUUGCAGCUCGCUCUCAGAGUAGAGCCGAAGAAGCUAUGGAACGUAUCAGAGCAAGCUCUGCGGCGGCUCGAUCUGCCAACAUUGAAUUCCUGGAAUUAGAUCUCGCCUCUCUGGAAUCGGUCAAGACGGCGGCAGCUAGAGUCAAUGCUGAGGUGGAUCGCCUUGAUAUCAUUCACUUGAAUGCCGGUGUAGCAUCGGUGCCGGCCUCGCUCACAAAAGAAGGAUACGAAGUGCAUUUUGGAACCAACUACCUGGGCCAUGCCUUGCUGACGCAAUUGCUGCUGCCCAAACUGCUAGAGACAGCGGCGCUGCCCAAUACCGACGUUAGAAUCAUAUCUGUAUCGUCUUCAUAUCAUCGACUAGAGGGAACGGGUGACGGAAUCUCUUUUGACAAACUAAAGACAACCAUGGAGGGUACUGGCGGUGUUGUCUUAUAUGCACAGGCCACUCUGGCCAAGGUACUUUUCGCCCGAGAGCUUGCGAGGCGAUACCCGAACAUAACAACGUUGUCAAUGCACCCGGGCAUAGUCAGAACGGAAAUAUGGAAAGGGAAGAAGGAUGCAAGCUUGCUGAUGCGGACUUUUCUCCGGCCCUUGGUCAGCUUGAUUGGCGUUUCCCCUGAGGAAGGCGUAAAGACACAGCUUUGGUGUACCGUUAGCAGAGAUGUGAAGAACGGUGCAUAUUAUGAGCCGAUAGGAAAGGCAAAUAUGCGUGGAAAGUUUACUGAUGACGACGAAUUGGCAGGCGAGUUGUGGAAUUGGACGGAUAAAGAGUUGCUUGCACAUGGCGCAUCUGGCUGGGUUUAG
Messenger RNA from Trichoderma aggressivum f. europaeum, 939 nucleotides. RefSeq lists its product as uncharacterized. The record is from RefSeq and is a predicted model, not a curated record. NCBI's taxonomy places the organism in Eukaryota, Fungi, Ascomycota, Sordariomycetes, Hypocreales, Hypocreaceae. The transcript has a single exon. The coding region runs from base 1 to 939 and encodes 312 amino acids.